AUGGAUUCCCCCAUUACCGUAUCUUCCUACGAUUCGGAUACCCCUAGUGAUUACUACCACCUGCAGCAUCCAGAAUUCCCCUGGCGAAUCAAUGCACAGCUUGAUGGUUCGGCUCCCAACUUGAAUAUUGCAACAACCCCUCACAGGCCCUCAAAAAGAAGAAGGCUGCAUGAUUUAAAUGACACCAACCUGAAUCCAGCUUCAAUUGACUCGUCUGCAUCUUUAGGUCCUAAUUCGACGUCAAGCCCCCCGAGGUUGCCAACGCAGAUUGAACAUUCAGCGCAGAAUCACAUUGCCUCUGGUUCGGAUACUAGUGGGAUAUUACUGAGCCAAAUCCUGGAGAUAUUCCCUGAUAUCAGGCUCAGUCACGUUAAGGAACUAAUUACCCGCCAUCAAAACACUUUGUCCAGGCACAGCGAACACGCAAUUGUUCAUCCUCAAGGUUCUCAAAUGCAAUGGAUCAAAGAUGCGGUACUCGAGGAGAUUCUUCAACAGCAGUCAUAUCCAAAGCAAGAAAAACCCAAGAGGCAAAAGGAAGAUGAUGGCGACGAAUAUGAGAAAUGGGCAAAUGAUACAUCGCAUCUAGAGAAUGCUGCGUAUUCUCAACAAGCGACGGCAAUGUUGGCCAAAGAGUUUCCCUCCAUUCCUAUGCAUCAUAUUCGAAAGGUUAUCGGUGAAAAGAAACACCUUUAUGUUUCCUACCUAGCCCUCUUUGCUGAGGAUAACAAUCUCGACCGGUCACAGGGGCCUUUUGAAAGGCUGAAGAAGAAGAGACCUUCUACGAAUGGUAAACGCAAGCGCUCGGCCUCUGUUGAAGAGGGAUUCGUUCCGGAUGAGCUAGCAUGGGAGAUGAAUGCUGCGAAAAGAAAAGGCGAAAAGAUGGCCGCUGCUUUACAAAUGGAAAAGGACAAAGAGAUAGCAGAAAAGCUCAACGAAGAAGAACACAUUCAAACUGGCAAUCUUAUAGAGUGUCAGUGCUGUUACAUUGAGGCCCCAGCAAAUAGAUGCCUCCCUUGUGACGGAGAUACUAUCCACUUCUUCUGCUUCACCUGUCUUCGCAAAUCAGCAGAGACCCAAAUUGGCCUUAUGAAGUACACGUUACAAUGCUUCGAUGUCAGUGGUUGCCAGGCUAAAUUCUCGCGCUACCAGCUCACUGAAGCGCUGGGGCCGUCAAUCAUGGAAAGGCUUGAUUCUCUCCAACAACAAGAUGAAAUCCGCAAAGCCUGUCUGGAGGGCCUUGUAGACUGCCCGUUUUGUUCUUUCAAGGCAGUAUGCCCUCCGGUAGAAGAAGAUCGAGAAUUCCGCUGCACCAAUCCUACAUGCGAGGUUGUUAGUUGCCGCUUGUGUAAGGAACGAAGUCAUGUGCCUUUGACAUGCGAGGAAUCCAGAAAGGAAAAAGGUAUUUCAGGACGUCACGAGGUCGAAGAAGCCAUGAGCAAGGCCAUGAUCCGCAACUGCCCCAAAUGCCAGUUGAACAUCGUCAAGGAAUAUGGGUGCAACAAGAUGGUAUGCCCCAGGUGCCAUACGGCGAUGUGCUAUCUUUGCAAGAAAGACAUCUCCACUGAGAUGUACAACCAUUUUGGACAAGGCCCUAAUAUCUGCCCUCGGGAUGAUCCGACGUGGGACCGCGAGCAAAAGGAGGUCCAGCAGGCCGAGAGGGCAGCCAUUGAUAAGGUCCUGGCAGCGAAUCCUGAGAUGACAGAGGCCGAACUUCGAAUCCAGCAUCCAAAGGACAAGGCCAGUAAAUAUGCCUACCAAGCUCCGUAUGUGCUCCCAGGGCAGGUGAUACACCAACCCAUACCAAGAGCAGCCUUGGCGCAAGAACAACUUCAGCUCCCGCCCCAUGACUACCUGCAAAACCAUUACGCCCAAGCGGCGGGGAUACGGCCAGCAGUACCCCAGGACCGGAAUCCGAAUCCAACCCCCCAGGGAGUGAAUAUUCACGGGUACGGUGGCGUCACGCCGAUGACAACCCAGUUGAAUGCUGCCCCGGCGGCUAUCCACUAUAAUGAUAUUAAUAUUAAUACGAAUCCCCCUGCACCUGCACCUGCACCAAACCAUCCACCCAGAAAUUUUGUUGGCGCUGAUCCUGAUCUGUUGCUAAGGGACCCAUUCACAUUGGCCCCGCUUCCAGUGGCAGCGCAGGGCAAUCAAGUCCACUAUGCGCCGGGGAUGUUGCCACCAGGCGGACAACUCCCAUUCUAA
Aspergillus ochraceoroseus IBT 24754 is the source of this 2205-nucleotide messenger RNA. Its product is annotated as E3 ubiquitin-protein ligase RNF216. The record is from RefSeq and is a predicted model, not a curated record. The coding region runs from base 1 to 2205 and encodes 734 amino acids. The transcript has 3 exons. Gene Ontology annotation, molecular function: zinc ion binding. Lineage: Eukaryota; Fungi; Ascomycota; Eurotiomycetes; Eurotiales; Aspergillaceae.